This is a messenger RNA of Oncorhynchus keta (chum salmon), 1302 nucleotides long. Its product is annotated as RING finger protein 175-like. Gene Ontology annotation, cellular component: Golgi membrane; endoplasmic reticulum membrane. Gene Ontology annotation, molecular function: metal ion binding; ubiquitin protein ligase activity. Lineage: Eukaryota; Metazoa; Chordata; Actinopteri; Salmoniformes; Salmonidae. The coding region runs from base 25 to 927 and encodes 300 amino acids. The record is from RefSeq and is a predicted model, not a curated record. The transcript has 8 exons.
CUCUUCUAGGGGGAUCUCCUGAAAAUGACUCACAGGGAGAACUGGAAAGUACAGCAUGAGCGCCUGCACGUGAAGCACCGGGGCCAUGAGGCCAUGCAUGCAGAGAUGGUGCUCAUCCUCAUCGCUACGCUAGUGGUGGCUCAGAUCGUACUGGUGCAGUGGAAGCAGCGGCACAACCGCUCAUACAAUUUGGUCACCCUGCUCCAGAUGUGGGUGGUUCCUCUCUAUUUCACUAUAAAACUCUACUGGUGGAGGUUUCUCUCCAUGUGGGGAAUGUUCUCUGUCAUCACCAGCUAUGUCGUCUUCAGAGCGACACGCAAACCACUGUCCUGUCGGACGCCACGGAUGGUGUAUAAAUGGUUUCUAUUGGUCUAUAAGCUGAGCUACGCGGUGGGAGUGAUUGGAUACCUGGUCAUCAUGUUCACAAUGUUCGGCUUCAAUGUCUUCUUCAGGAUCAAGGCUGAGGACUCCAUGGAUGUGGGCGUUAUCAUGCUGUUCUAUGGUCUGUACUAUGGAGUGAUGGGACGGGACUUUGCUGAAAUCUGCUCCGACUACAUGGCCUCAACUAUAGGGUACUAUAACCUGGGAGGAAUGCCGUCCAGGAGCCUGACAGAUGAUAUCUGUGCGGUGUGUGGUCAGAAGAUCCUCGUAGACGUGGAUGAGGAGGGGAUUAUAGAAGAUACCUACCAACUCUCCUGUAACCACAUAUUCCACGAGUUCUGUAUCCGUGGCUGGUGCAUUGUGGGUAAGCAGACGUGUCCGUACUGCAACGAGAAGGUCGACUUGAAGAGGAUGAUGAACAAUCCAUGGGAGAGAACACAUGUCCUUUAUGGGCAGCUCUUGGAUUGGCUGAGAUAUCUUGUUGCCUGGCAACCCAUAAUCAUCGGAAUAGUCCACGGAAUCAACUUCACCCUGGGGCUGGAGUAGUAGAACUCUGGGAUGAUGAUCGCCUUGCAGAACUCCCUCCCCGGAACUCCCUCCCCGGAACUCCCUCCCGGAGCUCCCUCCCCGGAACUCCCUCUCGGAACUCCCUCCCCGGAACUCACUCCCCGGAACUCCCUCUCGGAACUCACUCCCCGGAACUCCCUCUCGGAACUCCCUCCCCGGAACUCCCUCUCGGAACUCCCUCCCCAGAACUCCCUCCCCGGAACUCACUCCCCGGAACUCCCUCUCGGCACUCCCUCCCCGGAACUCCCUCUCGGCACUCCCUCCCCGGAACUCCCUCUCGGCACUCCCUCCCCGGAACUCCCUCUCAGAACUCCCUCCCCGGAACUCACUCCCCGGAACUCCUCUCGGGAACUC